Molecule: messenger RNA, 2879 nt
Organism: Vicia villosa (hairy vetch)
Lineage: Eukaryota; Viridiplantae; Streptophyta; Magnoliopsida; Fabales; Fabaceae
Product: protein KINESIN LIGHT CHAIN-RELATED 3
Exons: 3
Coding region: 331-2556 (741 amino acids)
Molecular function (GO): protein binding
Source: RefSeq, a predicted model, not a curated record
UCUUCUUCUUCCCUCCGAUUUUUCUGACAUUACACUUCUGCAAAAAUUCCUUUUAAUUCCUUUUUCUGCAUUUAAUUCAAAUCAUUUUCCUCAUUUAAUUAUUAUUUAUUACAGAAUUGACCUCAAAUUCCCCGUUUUACCCUCACCGUAGCCAUUCAGGUUUCUGUUUCAUUCAUUCUUUCGUAAAAAGUUUUUUUUUCCUUUUCUUCCAUUUUUUGUUAUAUAUUCUCAUUCUCGUUCUGUCUCUCUGCAACCGACCGACAUUUCCUUUGUUUCUCGUACCACAUGCCCCAUUUUUAAGGAAUUCUGGAUCCUGUUAAAGAAUUGAAGAUGCCGGGAAUUGUUACAAAUGGUGUUCAUGAUGAAGGGGGGACUAAUGAGAUGAAUGAGAAUCGUUCCCCAGCUAAGGAAGCUGUAAAUCUGAUUAAGUCUCCAAGGGGUUCAAUGAGUCCGCAGACGCGUCGCAAUUUCCCGGUUGAUGAUGGGGCGGUUGAGCCGUCGAUCGAGCAGCUUUAUGAAAAUGUGUGUGACAUGCAGAGUUCUGAUCGGUCUCCGUCGAGGCAAAGUUAUGGAUCUGAUGGGGAUGAGUCUAGGAUUGAUUCGGAGCUGCAUCAUUUGGUUGGAGGACGGAUGAGGGAAUUGGAGAUAAUGGAAGAGGAGGUGGAGGUGGAAAGAAGGCCUGGUGAGAGUUCUAGUUGUGAAACAUCUUCUGGAGUUGGUAGUUUAUCGAAUGAUAAGAAGUUGGAUAAGGUGUCUGAGAUUCGGACUGGGACUAAAAGUCUGGUUUCCUCGGAAAAAUCUGUCAAAGCAUUGAAUUCUUCAUCGCCGGGGUCUGACAUUUCACCGAAAUCUAAACCCAAAGGAAAAAGUCCUUCUGUUAAACCUCCGCUGGAGAGAAAGAAUGAUAAGCCUUUGAAAAAACCAACUAGAGGAGUUAAUGGCGUGAAGAGUUCGAAGAAUUCUCCUUUGGGAAAGUCAGUGCUACAGAGCCGUGUUGAGAAUUCGGCUGAAUCAGAAUUAGAUAGACCAGACCGGGCACCCGUAUUACUAAAGCAAGCAAGAGAUCUUAUUUCGUCAGGAGAUAAUCCAUACAAAGCUCUUGAACUAGCUCUUCAAGCAAUGAAACUUUUUGAGAAAUUCAGUAAGGGGAAACCUAAUUUGGAAUUGGUCAUGUGUUUACAUGUUACAGCCGCAAUAUAUUGCAGCUUGGGUCAGUACAGUGAGGCAAUUCCGAUUCUUGAGCGAUCAAUUGAAAUUCCUGUUAGUGUGGAGAGUCAACAGCACGCUCUUGCUAAAUUUGCCGGUCACAUGCAACUGGGAGACACCUAUGCUAUGUUGGGCCAGCUUGAGAAUUCAAUUAUGUGCUACACUGCUGGGUUUAAAGUCCAGAGGGAGAUUUUGGGAGAGACAGACCCAAGAGUUGGCGAAACUUGCCGGUAUCUGGCUGAAGCUAAUGUUCAAGCUUUGCAAUUUAAUGAAGCAGAGAAACUCUGUCAAAUGGCUCUUGACAUUCAUCGAGCAAAUAGUUCAGCACCAUCUAUUGAAGAAGCAGCUGAUAGGAGGCUUAUGGGUCUCAUAUGUGAAACGAAGGGGAAUCAUGAAGCAGCUCUUGAACACCUUGUUUUAGCCAGCAUGGCAAUGGUAGCAAAUGGCCAGGAAGUGGAAGUGGCUUCUGUUGACUGCAGCAUCGGAGACGCAUACUUAGCUUUGUCUCGAUUUGAUGAAGCUGUUUUUGCGUAUGAAAAAGCGUUAGCUGUUUUAAAGACCAACAAAGGAGAGAAUCAUCCAGCAGUAGGAUCAGUCUUUGUACGCUUGGCCGACUUGUAUAACAGGACAGGUAAUAUAAGGGAAUCAAAAUCGUAUUGUGAGAAUGCACUUAAAAUAUACGAGAAUCCAAUGCCUGGAGUUACUCCAGAAGAGAUUGCUAGCGGUCUUACAAAUCUGUCAAGUAUCUACGAGUCAAUGAAUGAGGUUGAACAGGCACUCAAGUUACUGCAUAAAGCAUUGGAGAUAUAUAAUGAUGCUCCUGGGCAACAAGGUGCAAUAGCAGGAAUCGAAGCUCAGAUUGGGGUCAUGAACUACAUGUUGGGAAACUAUACUGAAUCUUACAACAAUUUGAAAAAUGCUAUUUCAAAGCUUCGUGCUAUUGGGGAGAAGAAAUCUUCCUUUUUUGGUAUAGCUCUUAAUCAACUGGGGCUCGCCUGUGUACAGCGUUAUGCCUUACCUGAGGCAAUAGAAUUAUUUGAGGAAGCAAAGAGUAUUUUGGAACAAGAGUUGGGGCCUUAUCACCCUGAAACACUCGGAGUAUGUAGUAAUCUUGCAGGCACAUAUGAUGCAAUUGGAAGGCUCGAUGAUGCAAUUAAAAUUCUGGAGUAUGUUGUUGGUAUGAGGGAAGAAAAGCUUGGGACAGCAAAUCCCGACGUGGAUGAUGAGAAGAGAAGGUUGAGUGAGCUGUUGAAGGAAGCCGGUAGAGUUCGGAAUAGAAAAGUCAGGUCACUAGAGAACCUUUUUGACGGCAAUGCUCGCACUUUAAACAACCUUGUCAUCAACGCCUGAUAAGGUUUUCCUUUAUAGAAACUCGAUUAUUUGAUGCUUUACACGAACACAGUCUGAAAAUUCGAAGGGAUAAGCAUUUCCUGACAGUGUUAAUAAUAUGGUAUGAUUGAAGAGUGUUACAAUUAACGGAGUAAAAUGGAAUUCUUGAAAGAGUGUAAUAAUUUAUGCUUAAAUUUUAUCAGAGCUAUAAUAUUUGUAUUUUGUAUUUGUAUUUGUAUUAUAGUAGUAUGUUGUAAGUCAUUGUGAUAUACAGAUUAGCUUCUUAUUUGUGUAUACAACAUUUUUCCCCUUUUGUUUUAUUUCAUAUAUCAAGAAAAAAAAUU